Brassica rapa (field mustard) is the source of this 754-nucleotide messenger RNA. RefSeq lists its product as uncharacterized. The record is from RefSeq and is a predicted model, not a curated record. NCBI's taxonomy places the organism in Eukaryota, Viridiplantae, Streptophyta, Magnoliopsida, Brassicales, Brassicaceae.
CAAACCGAUCCGGCCGCAGCUGACACUAGAGACGUGUUGCCAACUGAUCAGGCUAAUCUUACGGGGACGCAACAGGAUGGUCAGGAACAUCGGGAGAGUGAUGAGGAAGUGGAAUCCUCGAACGCUAACCGUGAUGGUGACCAGCAUGAGAGAGUGGCCGAUGGAACGGCUAAUGUGCCCGCAACACUGUCCAAAGAGGACUUGUUAGAGGCCAUGAAGGUAAUGCGGACUCAGGUUGCGGCUAUGGUGCAACUGUUCACGCCACUAGUGAACUCCUCGGUUGGCCAGGCUACGCCUGUGGCUACGACCACCCCCAACACCAAUGGUCCAGUUGUGGAAACGGUUGAGGUGAUCGAGAUCGAUCCACCAGAAAAGUCUGAAAAGAAGGUGGACUAUCUGAGUCUGCUUCAACAUUUAUCCAGGUUGGGUACGAAGCAUUUCUCCGGUAGCACCGACCCUAUUGUGGCAGACGAGUGGAGGAGUAGGCUGGUCCGAAACUUUCAAUCAAUUCGCUGUCCAAUGGAUUACAGACGCGACAUUGCGGUUCACUUCCUGGAAGGGGACGCGCAUAACUGGUGGCUUGCAGUGGACAAGCGCACCAAUGGGAGUCUGGAAAGUUUUGCGGACUUUGAAGUUGAAUUCAACCGCAAAUACUUCCCUGCUGAGGCUUGGGAUCGUCUGGAAGCUCAGUUUCUAGAUUUGGCCCAAGGCCGCAGGACCGUACGGGAGUACGAAGAAGAGUUCAACCGGCUCA